Molecule: messenger RNA, 2223 nt
Organism: Larimichthys crocea (large yellow croaker)
Lineage: Eukaryota; Metazoa; Chordata; Actinopteri; Sciaenidae
Product: 14-3-3 protein epsilon
Exons: 7
Coding region: 293-1015 (240 amino acids)
Source: RefSeq, a predicted model, not a curated record
GUCUGUGUUUGGAUUGAGUUUAUUUGGGGGUAAUCUCAGAGAAGAAAGGCUUAUUUCUGGACUUGGCACGAGGGUGUAGGCGUGAGAUGAAGACCGUUGCGUGGGUUUCCCGGAUGGAGUAGCGACGCCAUCUUUACGCCAGUGCUACCGGUGAGUCUUCGGUUCAGUGGAGCGACAGUGCUGUUGCGGAUCCACCACCAGGAAUCGCCGAGCCGCCGAUAAUCCUCCCUUUCUUUUUUUUUUUUGCACCGGGACGCCACGAACAGUCCCUACACCCCCUCCUCCGAGCACCAUGGCAGAUCGAGAGAACCUAGUAUACCAGGCGAAACUCGCCGAGCAAGCGGAGAGAUAUGACGAAAUGGUGGAGUCGAUGAAGAAGGUGGCCAGUAUGGACGUGGAGCUGACGGUGGAGGAGAGGAAUCUGCUCUCAGUAGCGUAUAAGAACGUGAUCGGAGCCAGAAGAGCUUCCUGGAGGAUAAUCAGCAGUCUCGAACAGAAAGAAGAAAAUAAAGGCGGAGAAGACAAACUAAAGAUGAUCCGAGAAUACAGGAAAACGGUUGAGAAAGAGCUGAAAUCAAUCUGCAACGACAUUCUGGAUGUACUGGACAAGCACCUCAUCUUAGCUGCAAACACGGGAGAAUCUAAGGUUUUCUACUACAAAAUGAAGGGAGAUUACCACAGGUACCUGGCAGAGUUUGCCACAGGCAAUGACAGGAAGGAGGCGGCAGAGAACAGUUUGGUCGCGUACAAAGCUGCUAACGACAUCGCCAUGAUCGAACUCCCUCCAACGCACCCCAUUCGUCUGGGAUUGGCCCUUAACUUUUCAGUUUUCUAUUAUGAAAUCCUCAACUCGCCAGACCGUGCUUGCAAUUUGGCGAAGAAAGCGUUUGACAAUGCCAUUGCAGAACUGGACACGCUGAGCGAGGAAAGCUAUAAGGACUCAACACUUAUCAUGCAGUUGCUACGUGACAACUUGACACUAUGGACCUCAGAUGUGCAGGGAGAUGAGUCUUAAGGACAGCCCUCUUCCUUCACUCUUCCUCCAUUAUAGAAGUGUAUUUUGUGAAGAACAGAACAAAGAAGCACUGCAAGAUGCGGAGGAAGAGACCCAGUGAGACUGAACAACGCAAGACAAGCCCUCCUCGUCCUCCUCCUCCUCUUCCUCCCUUAUUUCUCUCCUCCCAGCACUGGCUCCUGUCCCAAUCCACAGUUUUCAGCUGGGUUUAUACUGCAGCCCACACUCUUUCUCUACCUUCUCCUCCAUUUCUGCCCAUCUGUCUCACCUUUUCUCCUCGUAUGCACGUCAUCUCCCAACCCUCUCAGGGCCCGCCUCGGCUCUUCAUUUCCACUCCCCAGGGGUUUUACUUUAUUUUCGAUGACUCAUUUUGCAAGCCCGUACCCUUAAAGGUUCAUGUCCUCUUUUACUGUUUUUAUUUUGCUUUACUGUAUCGUCUGUUGCCAAGUACGCUUGCCUGUAUUUGUAACACACAUAUGCAAGAGUUUAUUUAAAGACAAUACUUUGCUGUUCAACUUUUUCCUUGUGUAUGUGUGUUCAUGAACAUUAAUAUUGUCCAUACUUCUGUCAGAAACGGUUCAGUUUGCAAUUUGAGGAAACCUAGCAGCGAUGGAAGGUUUAAAAGGGAUGCGUCAAAGCUUUUAGGAAGAACUAAGUGCCCUCUUUACUUUGUGGUUACCAAACCUGCUCAUUCACCACAUCAGUAGUUUUUUUUCUUUUUUUUAUGACAAACUGCAGAAUGUCCCCCUUGUCCGAGCAUCACUCUGACCUCUAUUCUUGUCCACUCUCGGACCAAGUAUUGUGCUGCGAGGCUGUAGCGCUUUUGCUAAUGGCAGAUAGUUAGGUAAUGGCUUUCUUAGCAGACAAACCGUGCGUAUGUGUGUGCGUGGGAGGGGAAUGCUCAACACUCUUGAUUGUAACGUAAUGCAGUUUUGCAUUAGCACUAUAUUUAAAAAAAAAAAAAAUCAAAAAAAAAAAAGGUUUGGGAAAUAGAGGCCUGCUGUAUCUUUACUCCCCUGACUCUUUCAGGUUUUCCUCGUCUCAUCUGUCUCUUUCCUCUCAUUUCCUCUCUUCCUUCUGUUCAGUAUGUGUAACGUGAAUCUGAUUUGUACUACUGGAUGUUCUCACCGGAGCCACAAGUACCAUCUGUAUUCUUACUGAAACACAGCAUGGAAUUAACAUUAAACUUCAAAUUCAAAAAUGUUCAA